Molecule: messenger RNA, 1437 nt
Organism: Aspergillus heteromorphus CBS 117.55
Lineage: Eukaryota; Fungi; Ascomycota; Eurotiomycetes; Eurotiales; Aspergillaceae
Product: alpha-ketoacid dehydrogenase kinase family protein
Exons: 2
Coding region: 1-1437 (478 amino acids)
Biological process (GO): regulation of glucose metabolic process; protein phosphorylation
Cellular component (GO): mitochondrion
Molecular function (GO): pyruvate dehydrogenase (acetyl-transferring) kinase activity
Source: RefSeq, a predicted model, not a curated record
AUGAUACGAGGACUUCCGACACGAUCAGGGGGAGGGGGAGCAAUACCUCGAUACACACGCGUGCCAACUACUGUCCCACACAAACGCCUCCUCUCGUCCACACCGCCGCACCUCCAAAGCACGACCCGCCACCCCUUCGCGUACGGGGCCAACGAUGAAGUCGCACGUCUGGCAGCGAGUCGACGCCGCCCAUUGACCCUCGCCGACCUGCUCAAACACGGCCGCCCGCCCCUAUCGAAAGAUGCGCUGCUCGCGUCCGCAAACUUCACCCUCUCGCUCCUCCCCGCCCGCCUCGCCUCCCGGAUCGAAGCCCUCCGCAACCUCCCCUUCAUCGUGGUGUCGAACCCGCACGUCUCCAAGAUCUACAACAACUACCUACACUCGCUCUCCACUCUGCUCCCCUACCAGCAACGCCAAGUCACCACCCUCGAGGAAGAGACCCAGUUCGCCGAAGUCCUCGCCGACCUCGUACACACCCACACAAACACCAUCCCCAUCCUCGCCCGCGGCUUCCUCGAAUGUCGCCGCUACAUCGACCCCACGGACGUAACCCGCUUCCUGGACACACAUCUGCGCGCGCGGAUCGGCACGAGGCUGAUCGCGGAGCAGCAUCUGGCGCUGCACUUCGCGUCGCAUCCGCUGGGCGACGUGGCCGGGGAGCAGCGCUCGCGGAAUAACAACAACAACAAUAACAACAACAAGGACGCGCCGCCCUCAAACUACAUCGGGGUGAUCGACACCGCACUCCAACCCGCGCGCAUCGUCCGGUCCUGCGAAGACUUCGUCGGCGAGAUCUGCGAGCUGAAGUACGGGGUGCGCCCCCGGGUAAACAUCGGCGGACAGCCCGACGCAUCCUUCGCCCACGUCCCAGUGCACGUGGAAUACAUCCUCACGGAGCUGCUCAAGAACGCCUUCCGGGCUGUCAUCGAGAACGGAAACGAGAGCGAACCCAUCGAAGUCACCAUCGCCGCCGCGCCGGACGUCGUCCCCGUGACCGCGGCCGUGCGGCCCCGCGAGCGCAACACCAGUACCCCGCAAUCCGACUCCGAUGUCGGGUUCCAGAUGGAUACGGUCGUGGGCACGGCCGACGCAAACGAGUCCAUCAAGUGCUGGACGCCGUCGUCGCAGAGUAUCACCAUCCGCAUCCGAGAUCGCGGCGGCGGCAUCCCCCCCGACGUCGUGCCGAAUGUCUGGUCGUAUAGUUUCACCACGUUCUCCGAUAUCGAGGACGGGGCGGCCGAGAAUGGCGGCAUGGAUGCCCUGAAUACUAUUGCCUCGAGUGGUGGGCAUUUGAGUAGUAUUGCCGGUCUGGGGUAUGGGUUGCCGUUGAGUAGGGCCUAUGCCGAGUAUUUUGGCGGUAGUAUUGCCAUUCAGAGUCUUUGGGGGUGGGGGACGGAUGUUUAUUUGACCUUGCAGGGAGUGGGGAAGGAUAAGUAG